AUGUGUGUGUGUGUGUGUGUGUGUGUGUUAUAACACGCUAUAAGAGGUAAUUAGGCAGUGCGCUGGGGUUAAUGAGAGAGCGCGUGCUGCACCAGGCUGUAAAUAGCAGUGAGGCGACACCAGCGCGCGCGGACGAGUCUCUGACUUUGAUCUGUUUAUUUUCUUAUCCGCCCUGCAGAUGGUCCGGAUUCCUGAAAAGUCUCCGUUGGAGAAACGGGAGGAGGAGGAGGAGGCGGGGCGGUGUGUGUGGCUGCCCGUGUGCGCUCCAGCCCUCCCCGUGUUCCCCGGUGCGCUCUGCGCCUGAGACACCCGAGCUCCAGGUCCAGGCUGGUCCAGGCGUCAGAGAGAAUUAUUAUUAUUAUUAUUAUUAUUAUUAUUAUUAUUAUUAUCUUCGAUUUAGCCAUCUAUUGCUCUCCCCCCUCCCCCCCCCAGUGCAGGGCAGUUGAGGCACACUCUGGGGCACAAUGCUGCUGCUGCUGUUUGUUGUCCUCACACUGAGCUUUUCAUGUGCGGAAAGUUUUCCCUCCUAUAGAUACGACGAUCUGGAUGACGACCUGACCGCCUUUGACUAUUACCGCGCGGCGGAGGAGCUGGAGAUGAGGAACGCGAGCGUGUGCGAGCAGUGCGUCCCGGAGCUGUGCCCGCCCGCGCGCGGCUGCAGCGCGGGGAUCGUGCGCGACUCGUGCAGCUGCUGCUUCGAAUGCGGGAACCUGGAGGGCCAGCCGUGCGACCCCGGGGACCGGAACGUCUACUACGGGCUCUGCGGAGAGGGACUCGAGUGUAAGAGCGACACAGGAGAGACGCAGGAGCCGGUGUGCGCGUGCGCGGCGCAGGAACCUCUGUGCGGCUCCGACGGUCAGACCUACAUGAACCUGUGCAAAUACAAGGAAGCAGCCUUCUCCAACCCGGGACUCGCCUCGAGCCACGGGCCGUGCAAGACCGUUCCUAUCAUCAAAGUCCCUCCACGUAACAUGGUGAACGUGACCGGAAGCAGUGCAGUGUUUUUGUGCGAAGUCUUUGCCUUCCCUAUGGCGUUGGUGGAAUGGAGGAAAGAAGGAAAGGAGGAUAUUUUGCCUGGUGAUGAUCCUCAUAUCUCCGUGCAGUCCAGAGGAGGUCCUCAGAAAUACGAGCUCUCUAGCUGGCUGCAGAUUGAGGACGCGACUCGGGUGGAUUCGGGUACCUACAGAUGCAUCGCCAAGAAUAGCCUGGGCAAUGUCUCAUCCACUGUAGUGCUGGGGAUAUUACCACCAGAUGAGAUGUCUGCUUAUUUAGAAGAAAGCAUGAAAGAGUCGAUGGGAUACGAUCCGAUUAGAGACUAUGAUGGAAACUACUAUUGAACCACUUGAGAGCUAAAAUGUUUUUUCAACUAAAGACUUGAAAAGCUCUACUGAAAACCAAAACCACCUCCUGUGUCCACACAAGGCUUGACAUCUGGACUCACAUUAGGAGCACAGAGAGAACAUGACGCAGCUUAUUGACAUAAAAGAAAAAUACACAUCGGAUCUAAACAAAAAAAAGCACCUGAUAAUGAUAGAGCAUCCCAGAUAGUUUUAAUCAGAAUAUAAGGGAUGAUAUUUCUUUUGUUUAAUCUGCUGCUCUUUACAUUUCCUCCUGUGAUUUAAGCUAUAAAACAUAACUUCUCCGGGGAAAAGGAACAUAGAGCACAUUCCAGACACUCUGUAACUCUUUAUUGAGUCUCCAGUUUCAUGUGUCUUUUGAAUACCAAAUCAUAACAUAUCCCUUCCUUGGGUUUAUAUAUUUUUCCAUAUGUGGCAUCCCUCCGUUUGUGUGCACGAUGGCUAAAUUCAUUCCUGGAGGGAGAAGAGUUGUCUGCAGCUGGUUUUAUUUAAGAGCUGCUGUCUCAAAGCCUGAGAAUAGACAUCAUAUUUUGCAUAAAAAAGAAUCAUCUUGUUUGAUAAAAAUGAGCUACAAGGCUAAAUACAGGUUAACUUUGAUAUGGUAAUAUUUCCCUUUCUUCAGCUGAGUGGUCAGAUGACUACUUUUAAAUUAUAAGGCUGUGGAAAGGGAGAUUUUUUUUUUCUCCUUGAUUCAAAUUAGAUAUGGGCCCUAUUUAUUAUGUUUAUGUUAUUGCAUACCUUGCUUAGUUUUUAAUGUACUGUAUGAAGUUAUAUUUAUAUAAAGAGGCCAUUUUGACAUACAGGAGAUUUUCUGCUCAGGUUCAGUUCAAUACAUGACAGUACAGUAUAUAUUUAGUAGGACAGAAUUCUUAUUUACUUAUAUUUUAAUGCCUGUACCAUUUUACAAUAAAACAAAGUCAA
This is a messenger RNA of Clarias gariepinus (North African catfish), 2279 nucleotides long. It is a transcript of the gene kazald3, whose product is annotated as Kazal-type serine peptidase inhibitor domain 3. Bases 465 to 1337 code for a protein of 290 amino acids. Gene Ontology annotation, cellular component: extracellular region. Gene Ontology annotation, biological process: regulation of cell growth; regulation of signal transduction. The record is from RefSeq and is a predicted model, not a curated record. The transcript is spliced from 4 exons. Lineage: Eukaryota; Metazoa; Chordata; Actinopteri; Siluriformes; Clariidae. Gene Ontology annotation, molecular function: insulin-like growth factor binding.